AAAACCAAAUUCAGAAUGAGUUUCAUCAGAGAUCUCUAUUACCAAACAACACAGAAUUCAUUCCUUGUCUAUUUUCACUUUCCUCUGGGGAUCAAUGAUGAUUAAAGGACAGGAUAAUAAGAAGGGGGGAUGAGAACUUGCUGAGAAGCAAUAAAAAAUGAGAGAAAGAGAGAAAGGGAAAACAAGUAUUUUAGUUAGCUAGUCAAGGUUAGUUUAGCACUGUAUCUGCUUUAACUGACAUUAUGGAAAAUUAUAGAUGGCACAUAAGCAACUUCAGUAAUGCUGAACCCCAGGAAAUGCGUCUUGACAACUUAGUGAGCUUAUUUGUUCUUCCAGGAGAAUUUAACCCCCCCGUGAUGCCUUUUAUCUUCAUUUUCUGAUUUUUCAUUUGGAAGUGAGAUUAUUAUACCAAGGCAGGAACUUGCAAAUCGGUGCAUUCAUCUUCCUUCGUUGGCUGCUGUGGCUAAGGAAGGAGACGCCGGGAGGACAGAGCUUUCCCGGAGGGGCGAUGCUGCCGAGCCCUGCCCCUGGCAGAAGAAAGCCCUUGCCGCCGGGACCCCCCUCGCAGCGGGACGGAGAAGUCCCCGGCCCCGGCGAUGCGCGGCCCGGGGCAGGCUGCGGGAGAGCAUGAAGAGCUGCCUUCACCUGCCUUCUUAUUAAAAGGAAGAGCAUGCUAAAGCCGGCCCCGACCCCUGGAGCGCAGCCCCUCUGAGCAGGAGGUGGGAUUAUUCCGUGGUGGCUAUGGAGAGCUGUAACCUGGCAGAGAAGUGCUAAAGCCACUUGUCCCUGCUGAAAGAGGAACCCACUCCAGGCAUCGCCGGCUUCACACCCCGUGUUGUGGCACAUAGGAGCUCACUCAGGUCCUUCCUCCUCCUCUUGCCCUUCUUUCUCCCUCCAGGGAACAACAGAAGAGAGAACUGCUUCUCAGCUCUUGCCAGUGCUGGGAAUACUGUGCCUUUUGCCUGGGAUGAAUCGCCCCGAUGCACCGCUUCUGCGGGAUGUACAAAGUGUGACGGGGACUGACCCGGCCACCCACGUUUGCCAAGUGAUCGGCAGUGGCCAUGGGCUGGAGGUAGCUGGACACACACUGGCGGGGUCCAUCACGCACUGCCUGACAGCGCAGACCUGCUGCUGGCUGGAAAACUAACUUCUGGUGGUCCCACUUUGGCGGCUCCUGGUUUUACUUCUCCCCUGCCAAUUUGCACUUUUAGGGAAAAACACACGCAGGCACCUGAUGCGAUGCAGCGUUUCUGGGUUGUUUUUUUUUGUGUAAGAUUUGCUAUGCAAUUCCAAAACUAAAUGAGGAGGAGAGACGGCCUUGCAUCCCAGAGCAAACAGAGAAUCAGAGGUGAAAGGUAGGAGCCAGAAUUUCUCAUUUAAAUAAAACUAAAUAACCUGAGCUGCUUCUUACUGAAAAUCUUUAAAACACACCCACUGUAUGUUUAUUUUCUUUGUCUCUGGAAGUGUAAAACUUGACCAGUUUGGAACAAAGUGAAGAAUUGCUCGCUGAUGCUGCCCAGAAACAGAGGACUGAAGGAUUUUGUAACAGGAGCGUGCUGAGGAGGAAGGAAUGGAGUGUUUCAGCAGUGAGAAAUUCAGGGGACCAAAGUAGAGAACAAGCACCUUGUAUAGUACGCAUCAGUAAAUAUGAAGGGCUAGUGCAAUGGACGCUGGAAACACUCGAUCAAUAGUCUAUUUAAGUGGGAUAUGUGUGAGCAUGGAAAAGUGAUUGCUUUCCUGUCUGUGGGGUAUAUUUGUAGAGGACAGCAGCAGAACAUUUGCAGGUGAUCAUUCUGAAUUAGGCUACUUCAUGCUGGGGUGGUGCGACGUGUUUCUGAAGGGGAUUGCUUAAAAACUGGUCUGUGGAGCUGACUGUACUUGUGCAUUUUCAAUUCUUGCUCAGAGAGCUUUCAAUGUCAUUCAGGGAGAUUCAAAUUGGAUGAAGCCCAUCUGGGGGUGUGGGGACCAUAAGAAAGGAUCUUUGGUCUGUUUGGUGACGAGUAAUUAGUGGACGUCUGAUGUCUCUGCAAGGAAAGGAGCUGAUGUCGUCAUCAAAGUCAUGAUAUGAUUUCCCCUCAGGAGAAACUAUGACUUGGAACGACACCACUAUGGACGGGGAAGGGUUGCUUGUGGAAAGGGACUCUUCCUUUCGGAUUCUCACGGGCUGCUUCCUCUCGCUGCUGAUCCUCUCCACGCUGCUGGGAAAUACGCUGGUCUGUGCAGCCGUCAUUAGAUUUCGCCACCUGAGGUCCAAGGUGACCAACUUCUUUGUCAUCUCCUUGGCUGUGUCAGAUCUCUUAGUGGCGGUUUUGGUCAUGCCUUGGAAAGCUGUGGCCGAGAUUGCUGGUUUCUGGCCUUUUGGUUCAUUUUGCAACAUCUGGGUGGCCUUUGAUAUUAUGUGCUCGACAGCCUCCAUCUUAAAUCUGUGUGUCAUUAGUGUGGACAGAUACUGGGCCAUCUCCAGCCCAUUUAGGUAUGAGAGGAAAAUGACCCCCAAGGCAGCCUUCAUCUUGAUCAGUGUGGCGUGGACUUUGUCUGUGCUGAUUUCCUUCAUCCCUGUGCAACUGAACUGGCACAAGGCUACCACCACAAGUGUUCUGGACCUAAACGCCAGUUUACAAGGUAUAAGCAUGGACAACUGUGAUUCUAGCCUAAACAGGAUGUAUGCCAUCUCCUCUUCUCUAAUUAGCUUCUACAUACCUGUUGCCAUCAUGAUAGUAACUUACACGAGGAUAUACCGGAUUGCCCAGAAGCAAAUACGACGAAUCUCAGCUUUGGAGAGGGCAGCUGUGCAUGCCAAGAACUGCCAGACCACAAGUGGCAACAGGAGCAGCAUGGACUGCCAGCAACCUGAGAGCAACUUCAAAAUGUCCUUCAAGAGGGAAACGAAGGUUUUAAAGACUUUGUCAGUGAUCAUGGGGGUGUUUGUGUGCUGCUGGUUGCCAUUUUUCGUGUUGAACUGCAUGAUUCCCUUCUGCGAGCCUACCGAACCGUCCAAGGGAGCAGAAGCUUUCUGCAUUAACUCCACCACAUUUGAUGUUUUUGUUUGGUUUGGAUGGGCUAAUUCUUCCCUCAACCCCAUCAUUUAUGCCUUCAAUGCUGAUUUCCGCAAGGCGUUUUCAACCCUGCUAGGAUGCUACAGGCUCUGCCCUAUGUCCAGCAAUGCUAUAGAGACUGUUAGUAUUAACAAUAAUGGAGCAGUUGUUUUUUCAAGCCAACAUGAGCCCAAAGGAUCCAGCCCCAAAGAAUCUAAUCUGGUUUAUCUGAUUCCACAUGCAAUCAUCUGUCCAGAAGAAGAACCUCUAAAAAAGGAAGAAGAGGGUGAACUAUCUAAGACCUUGGAGAAAAUGUCUCCAGCACUGUCGGGUAUCUUGGAUUAUGAAGCUGAUGUUUCUUUGGAAAAGAUCAAUCCCAUUACACAAAAUGGGCAACAUAAGACCUGAGCAGUAAGGUUAACCCAGCAAGACCCAAUAGUGUACAUUGUAAUAAUCUUUUUUAAAAAAACCUAAGCUCUAGGGAGAAAUACACAUUUACACAAAGCCCAGAAUUAUUUUUCCUGGCAUUGAAAGCAAAUGUAAUAUAUAAAACACUAAACAGCAAAAGAUUCUGAAAAUUGGUUAAAAAAAAAGAUGUUCAUCUGUACUCUUCAUGCUGAGGAAUAUAUACAAAUUUGGAUACAGGGCAGUAAUAAAGAAAAUAUUUAUCCUCUACACCUAGAGAAGCCAAUUUCUAGUUUGAAAUGAGGCAACAGAUAAAUGUUAAGUAUUUAAAGAUUAAUGUUUACUAGAAGUUCAAAGAUUGCUGUGUUUUGUGAUAGUGGGUGUUAACAGGUCCUAAUUUAAGGCUGAGGGAUUGUAAAGGUAGGUAGAGGCCUUCUUAAAAUUAUUUCUGAAAAAUAAUUGAGCCUUAUAAUGAGAAUGGUUAUUUUUAAAGCUUUGGGAGGUAAUAUGUUGAUACCGGUUUUAUUUAUUUAUUGUUUUAAAUUGAUAUUUUUCAUAUGUUAUAAGAGAUCUAGCUUUAUUUAUGUUAUUUAAGAUGUUUAAAUAAUGGGAUAUUUUUGGAGUGUCAUAACUGCAUUUUGGCCAGUCAACCAGUCAGCACUUUAUUAAAAGCUCCGGUAGCCUGGAGAGCCAGUGAGGGUGUGAAGGAAGGCUGAGAAGCUCAGCAAGAGGUGAAGGAAUCAACAAAACUGAUGUGGUGUGGAGUUUGUUUGCUUAUGGCCUUUUGUUUUUAAGUGGGAUUUCUUUCAAAAGAUAGGACCAGUGUUGACUGAGUUGUGAAUUCUCUUCCCUUAUAGAAAUAAAAGAAAUUGCUGCUAUUUAUUUUUUAAAAAGUUUAAUGUUACAAAGACUUUGCUAGAAUGUCAAGUUUGUGGAUCUGUAAAUACCUUAAAUAUGACUACAACCUUAAGAAGAAUCCAAUUUGAGAAGAAAAGCUUCUUAGAUAACAAUUCUUAGUAUAUAAUGUUUUGUAUUUAUGUAUGAUAAACAGCUUUCUCAGACUUUUCUUAUUUCAAGUCUUGGAUAUCUUUUCUGAACAAACACGGUUGGUUACAAUGGUAGGAAACAUGCCAAACCUCGUUAUCAUCUGUAUUACUGCAGCAACACCAGGAUCAUGCUGUCUGUCUGCUCCUGUAUCAGAGUUAAAAAGUGAGGUACCUAGUGCUUUACUUUGGAAGCUGGGAGGACAUUACAUUUUAGUAAUUACCAUGCCAACAGUCCGUUCAAUAAGGAAUAGUGCCUCAUUUCCAUUUGGGAUUAAGACGUUUCUAACUAUGGAUGGAACUGCGGUCCUCACCUCAAAAACGUCCUGUGAGCUCCAAGCCAGAGUUGCCAAUGUUCAAUUCAAAAACUGCUACUUUUCCAUUGUCCUUCCCCCGCUGCUUUCCCUUUGUAACGCCAAAAGCAAUCAGUGAACGUUAGCAACAGGACCGCUGGGUGUUAAUAUUCAGCAGCAUUCAAAGAGAACAAUUUGUUUUCUGAAUGGGUGCAAAUACCCUCUGGAGAAACUUUUCGUAACAUAUAUCAAAAAAUGUGUUGCCAGGAAAAGAGAACUGAGAGAGAAAAAAAUAAUAAUUCUAAUGAACUCUAUACAUCCUGCAUCAGGUCUGUGUAUUUAUGUAUUGUGAAUGUUUUCAUAAUUUUAUUGCCUGUAUGCUGCUUUCAUACAUAUAAUAAAAUUAUUUUGUGAAGAGAAGGUCAAAUAAAACAAUCCACAUUGCAUUUAUUAAAUACA
Messenger RNA from Oxyura jamaicensis (ruddy duck), 5235 nucleotides. It is a transcript of the gene DRD1, whose product is annotated as dopamine receptor D1. The transcript is spliced from 2 exons. NCBI's taxonomy places the organism in Eukaryota, Metazoa, Chordata, Aves, Anseriformes, Anatidae. Gene Ontology annotation, molecular function: G protein-coupled receptor activity; dopamine neurotransmitter receptor activity, coupled via Gs. The record is from RefSeq and is a predicted model, not a curated record. Gene Ontology annotation, biological process: adenylate cyclase-activating adrenergic receptor signaling pathway; vasodilation; G protein-coupled dopamine receptor signaling pathway. Gene Ontology annotation, cellular component: plasma membrane. The coding region runs from base 2088 to 3443 and encodes 451 amino acids.